UCUCUGUUUUCUGGUUGAAAGUGAAGAAGCAGGGUUUAUGGCCUCCACUCACAAAACCCUCUGUUUCUCUUCUCUUCUAUUUUUCUUCACUCUUUCACCUCAAAUAACCCUUUGACACUCCCAUAUUUACCCUUUUUGCCACUGCUUCAAACCACACCUUCUUCUUCUUCUUCCACAGUGGCAGCUACAAGGUUAUAGCUUGAGUUGAGAGUGGUUUGUUGUUGAAGUAGCUGUUGUUAUGGCUAUGGGGCUCUCAACUCACAGAACCCCUUUGAUAAGACCAUAUUGCCCUUCUUGCUUCCGUGUUGCUCUCUCCUUCUUUGCUUCUCAGUCACACCACAACAGGAGAAAAAACAAUAUUCUCCAAAUCAGCACUGCAUAUAGGAACUCUCUGAAAGACUCAUACUGUAAGAAGAGAGGGAAUUUUGGGUCGAAUAAAUGUAACAGUAUGGAGUAUAACCAUAAAUUUCUACACAAGAUUCCAGUUAAUAUUUCAUCAAGGAAAUUUUCAACUGUGUCAACGGCCGGUUUGGCUUCUUGGAAUCCGAGAUUGUCCGGAAUUUCUGCUGAUAGCAAAAUAUGUGCUCGUAGUAGGAAGGCGUGGGAAGAGGCAACAAAUAAGAUACAGGAAAGUAAAAUGAUAUGCAAUGGACUGAACAGGUUUCACCAGAGCAAUUCUAGUUAUGAAUCUAAUACAUUAUCUUCCAAUGAUUUUGAGGCUAUUCCGAAGAAUUUGAGGUGCAAUAUUGAGCUACAGGGUCGCGGUGGACCUGCCUCACCUUCUGUGUUGAACAAUUCAAAUGUUUUUGUAGAGAAUGAAGAAUUUUGCACCCAGUCGUUCGUAUCUUCACUUGAUACAGCUGAAGCGGCUGUUCCUAUAAUUAAUGGCAAUCAUGGCUUGGAUACAACUGCGAAGGCUGCAGCUAACACAACAUCUACUAGACAGGAAUAUCGUACCACUAAAUCGAAACUUAAAGACAAGCUCUGUAGUAUCUACGAAGAUAUAUUGGUUGUUGAUAAUAUUUCUCUUGCAGAGAAAGUAGCAAAGAUGCUUACAGUAAAUUACAGGCAUCUUAUUCAUGCUUGUGAUACUGAGGUGGCCAAGAUAGAUGUCAAGCAAGAAACACCUGUAGAUCAUGGAGAGAUAAUAUGCUUCAGUAUAUAUUCAGGACCAGAAGCUGAUUUUGGAGGUGGAAAAUCCUGUAUCUGGGUAGAUGUUCUUGAUGGUGGGGGCCAAGAGAUUUUUGAUAAAUUUGCCAAGUUUUUUAAAGAUCCGUCCAUAAAGAAGGUCUGGCAUAACUAUAGCUUUGAUUGUCAUGUUAUAGAGAACUACGGAUUUAAGGUUUCUGGAUUUUAUGCUGACACAAUGCACAUGGCACGACUGUGGGAUUCAUCAAGACGUUGGGUCGGUGGUUAUUCUCUUGAAGCACUUACAGGUGACAAAGAGGUCAUGUCUAGGACUACGCUGACUUGUGAAAAGGAUUUGAUAGGUAAGGUGUCAAUGAAAACUAUAUUUGGUCAGAAAAAGGUGAAGAAGGAUGGUUCAGAGGGUAAAAUAGUUAAUAUUGCUCCCGUUGAAGUGCUUCAAAGAGAUGAACGUAUACCUUGGAUAUGUUACUCAUCCUUGGAUGCUAGAAGCACUCUAAAGCUUUAUGAGAGUCUAAAGAAUCAUCUAUUGGAUAUGCCUUGGAAAUUCGAUGGAGUACGUGUUUCAAAUAAAACUAUGUAUGAUUUCUAUAAGGAAUAUUGGCAGCCAUUCGGUGAGCUUCUAGUGAAGAUGGAAUCUGAGGGAGUGCUAGUUGAUCAGUUUCAUCUUCAAGAGAUUGAAAAAGUGGCUAAAGCACAGCAAGAGGCUGCUGUUAAUAGAUUCCGAAAAUGGGCAUCUAGGUAUUGCCCUGAUGCCAAGUAUAUGAAUGUGGGGAGUGAUGUACAGUUGCGGAUACUGCUCUUUGGUGGCACGGUUAACAGGAGAAACCAUGACGAGAUGAUCCCGACUGAGCGGAUUUUCAAAAUUCCCAAUGUGGAUAAAGUGAUUGAAGAAGGAAAGAAGGCUCCAACAAAAUAUCGUGAUAUUAAGUUGACUAGCAUUGGCUAUCCCCUGCGGACUGAGAUGUACACGAGUAGUGGUUGGCCUUCAGUUAGCGGUGAUGCUUUGAAGGUCUUGGCUGGCAAAGUUUCUGCAGAAUAUGACUUUGAUGACUUUGAUGACGAUUGUGACUUGGAACUUGAUGAUGAUUUUCGAAAUUCUUAUCAAACUGAAGUUAAACCUGUAGAAAUAGAAAAAUCUGCUUACGGAACAGCCCUUGCUGCUUUUCCAACAAUGGAAGAAGGGAGAGAAGCCUGCCAUGCAAUUGCUUCUUUAUGUGAAGUCUGUUCAAUUGAUUCUCUGAUUUCUAACUUCAUCCUUCCCUUGCAGGGAUGCAAUAUAUUAGGAAAGGACCACCGUAUUCAUUGUUCCAUAAAUAUCAAUACUGAGACAGGACGCUUAUCAGCAAGAAGGCCGAGUCUGCAGAAUCAACCCGCUCUGGAAAAGGACCGUUACAAAAUUCGUCAAGCAUUCAUAGCUGCUCCUGGGAAUUCUCUCAUAGUUGCUGAUUACGGUCAGUUGGAACUUAGGAUCCUUGCACAUCUUGCUAACUGUAAGAGCAUGUUGGAAGCCUUUGAAGCCGGCGGAGAUUUCCAUUCAAGAACUGCAAUGAAUAUGUACCCGUAUAUUUGUGAUGCAGUUAACGAGAAGCAAGUGCUUCUUGAGUGGCAUCCUCAGCCUGGUGAAGACAAACCCCCAGUUCCACUCCUGAAGGAUGCCUUUGCUUCUGAAAGAAGGAAAGCUAAAAUGCUUAACUUCUCGAUUGCAUAUGGAAAGACACCAAUCGGGCUUUCUAAGGAUUGGAAGGUUUCUGUGAAAGAAGCGAAGAAAACAGUUGACCUUUGGUACAAUGAUCGAAAAGAGGUGCUGAAAUGGCAAGAGGAACGUAAGAAAGAAGCUCUCGAGUCUAGUUGUGUUUACACAUUGCUUGGGCGAUGUCGUCGGUUCCCUUCGGUUGACCAAGCUACCAACUAUCAGAAAGGUCACAUCGAGCGAGCAGCUAUUAAUACUCCAGUGCAGGGUAGUGCAGCAGAUGUUGCCAUGUGUGCUAUGUUACAAAUUUGGAAUAAUGAACAGUUGAAGGACCUUGGAUGGAAGUUACUUCUACAGGUUCAUGAUGAAGUCAUAUUGGAAGGGCCAACAGAGUCGGCUGAGGUUGCGAAAGCCAUAGUGGUUGAAUGCAUGUCAAAGCCCUUUAAUGGCAAGAAUAUUCUUAAAGUCGGCCUCUCUGUGGACGCCAAGUGUGCUCAAAACUGGUAUGCCGGGAAAUAGAAGGUCAGGCGUUGGCGGUGUGGUGGGAUAACUUUGCACCCUUUGUUAACAAAUCCAUGGCUUGUUUUGGGAGAGAGGUGUUAAACCUUCGGGGAGUAUUGUCUGUUAAGGUUCUAUUGGUGAUUUGUAAAUUUGUAAUCAAAAGUUCUAUGGAGGCAAUUAUAUGCCCUGCAUUGAUUUCUAGGAAGAUCGUUGUGACUAUAGUUCUAUUGUGUUGUUUAGGUGAUGUCAAAGAAUUGGGUUUUUAACUUGGUGGCUAUCCAUAUGCGGUUGUUUUCAUACAAAAAUGAUAGGUGAAAACCAUUAGAUGAUAAUUUAGUUAAAUAUAUCAAAUCAUUUAACGGUUUUUACCUAUUAUUUUUACAUGAAGAUAACUUCACGUGAGUGAUCAGCUUUUAACUUGAAAAAAAGGAAGCAAAGAUGCUUAUAUCAACUGCAUUAGCUAGCUGUUCUUAUUACUGUUUUUAAAUGUACAAAUAUAUGUCAUAUAUCGGAUCUUCAUGCAAACUGUAUCAUUUGUAUUGUAUAUAGAGAAUGAAAUUUACUUAA
Molecule: messenger RNA, 3907 nt
Organism: Arachis stenosperma
Lineage: Eukaryota; Viridiplantae; Streptophyta; Magnoliopsida; Fabales; Fabaceae
Product: DNA polymerase I A, chloroplastic/mitochondrial
Exons: 12
Coding region: 239-3358 (1039 amino acids)
Biological process (GO): DNA-templated DNA replication; double-strand break repair
Molecular function (GO): DNA binding; 3'-5' exonuclease activity; DNA-directed DNA polymerase activity
Source: RefSeq, a predicted model, not a curated record